Messenger RNA from Puccinia graminis f. sp. tritici CRL 75-36-700-3, 1243 nucleotides. RefSeq lists its product as uncharacterized. Gene Ontology annotation, biological process: pyridoxine metabolic process; pyridoxal 5'-phosphate biosynthetic process. The record is from RefSeq and is a predicted model, not a curated record. Bases 224 to 985 code for a protein of 253 amino acids. Gene Ontology annotation, molecular function: glutaminase activity. NCBI's taxonomy places the organism in Eukaryota, Fungi, Basidiomycota, Pucciniomycetes, Pucciniales, Pucciniaceae. Gene Ontology annotation, cellular component: cytosol; glutaminase complex. The transcript has 4 exons.
GAGGCUUUGAGACCAAUGCUCAUCUGAACAAGGAGCGUAUGUAGGAGUGGUAGGAGGAAGGCUGAGUAUUUUUUUUUCUUUAUCUCCGAGAAUUUUUCGUUUUUCGGAAACACCUCAUUGGUCACCCACCAUCAUUAGUCACUUUUCAAUAUCUUCAGCGAAAACUACUCGGAACGUCGUCGAGGUCAAAGAAGUAGGAAGAACAGCUCGAUCCAAUUAGAUAAUGGAUACGUCCGCCGGAAAUUUGCCGGAAAUACCGCAACUGCCAGAAGAUGCCCCGUUGACGAUUGGAGUUCUUGCCCUCCAAGGAGCAUUCAAGGAGCAUCUGAUCCAUCUCCGACGGAUACAGAGCACUCGGCCGCUGACCGCGAUAGCCGUGAGAACGUCGACCGAGCUCCUCCAAUGCCAGGCACUCAUUAUUCCCGGCGGCGAGUCAACCUCCAUCUCACUCAUUGCAUCUCGCCAAAUCGAUCCUUCAAAUCAUUCGUUCCUCGAUUGGCUUAAGAGCUUUGCCAAGCAUCGCUGCGUUUGGGGCACGUGCGCCGGCCUCAUCCUCUUGUCCGAUCAAUUGGUCUCCGAAGGUACUAAGACCGGUGGCCAAGAAGUCUUGGGUGGCUUGCCUAUCAAAACUACCCGGAAUCAAUGGGGCCGUCAAACCGAGUCGUUUGAACAACUGAUUGAGAUCCCCUUCAUCAAGAAUCCGGAAACUCCGUUCCCAGCGAUCUUUAUCCGCGCCCCGAUGAUCCAUACGAUUCUAGAAAGAGCCGAGCCAGAAACCGGUUCCAAACUGCAGAUCAUUGCUCAUUUACCACAGGAUUGUGUGUCGAGAACGCCAGCCCAAACCGGCCAAAGUUUAGGUCCGGAUUCACAUGUAGUGGCCGUCAAAUUCAACCAUCUGUUUGCUACUUCGUUUCAUCCUGAAUUAUCUCCAGAUACCCGCUUGCAUCAGUUUUGGGUCAAUGAAUGUGUCCUUAAAUCGCUUUGAUUCUCUACAUAUCUUUCAUCUAAACUCCCCUAGAAUCCAGAAGCGCCUUCACCGCCGGUGCUUAAUUUCUUUAAUCAUACCUACAAUGCAACUCUGGAUGUAACACCGGACCCCAAACGGUUUGGCCUCAGGAUGCCAAACAGAGUUGGAUGGGACAGAUCAAGGAUAUGCACAACAUUCACACAAUUCCCCAAAAAGAGGGUCGUGUUAAUGAUCGUCACUCCAUAGAGACCGAAAACGCCUCAGUCAGCAUUGACU